AUGGCGGCCCGCGACCGCUUCGGCGGCUUCGCUGAGCCGACCAUGACCCCAUUGCAACGCUACAUCAUGAACGCCUGCGACCCGCAGAACUUCGAGCCCAACCUGGCCCUCAAUAUCGAGAUCGCCGAGCUGGUCAACCAGAAAAAGGGCAGCGCCCCGCGCGAGGCCGCCAUGGAAAUCGUCAAAUUCGUCAACUCGCGCAACCCGAACGUCUCGCUGCUUGCCCUCAAUCUGCUGGACAUCUGCGUCAAGAACUGCGGCUAUCCCUUCCACCUGCAGAUCAGCACCAAAGAGUUCCUCAACGAGCUUGUCCGCCGCUUCCCCGAGCGACCCCCCGUCCACUCGUCGCGCGUCCAGAACCGCAUCCUCGAGCUGAUCGAGGAAUGGCGCUCUACAAUUUGCAUGACCUCGCGCUACAAGGAGGACCUAGGCUUCAUCCGCGACAUGCACCGUCUGCUCAGCUACAAGGGCUACACUUUCCCUGCCAUCAGGCGCGAGGAUGCUGCGGUCUUGAACCCCAGCGAUAACCUGAGGUCCGCCGAAGAGAUGGAACAGGAGGAGCGCGAGGCCCAGUCCGCCAAGCUCCAGGAACUCAUCAGGCGCGGCACCCCCCACGAUUUGCAGGAAGCCAACCGGCUGAUGAAGGUCAUGGCUGGCUUCGACACCCGGAACAAGACGGAUUACAGAGCGAAAGCGGCGGAAGAGGUUGGCAAGAUACAGCAGAAGGCCAAGCUGCUCGAGGACAUGCUCCAGAAGCACCAGGCCGGGGACCAGAUCAAAGAGGGCGACGUUUUCGAGGAGCUCGCCAAUGCUUUGGCAAGCGCCCACCCGAAAAUUCAAAAAAUGUGCGAGGAAGAGUCGGACGAUCACGAGGCUGUGGCCAAGCUGCUGGAAAUCAACGACAGCAUACACCGGACUCUGGAGCGAUACAAACUCAUCAAGAAGGGCGACGUCGAGGGCGCCGCCAAGAUCCCCAAGGGUACGCUGGGCGUGAGCGGGGCCGGUGUCAAGAAGGGCCCGGACAACGAACUGUCUCUGAUCGACUUUGGCGGCCCCGACGAAGCAACAGCUCCCGCCGGCCAACCGAGUGCCAGUUCGAGCGCUGCCGCACCAAAGGGGAACGCGUUGGAGGAUGACCUACUUGGCCUGAACCUGGGCGGCAACGACAGCUUCCAAGGUGGAGGCAUUUCUCUCGGCGCCACAAACGGGGCUGCCUUCCAGCUGCAGCCGACCUCACAGACUCCUGUGCAAAACCUCCUCGGAGGCGGCCCUCCAGCGUCCCAACCGACUUCCCCACAGCCGAAUUACAACGCCUUUGCCGGACUCGGCGGUCCUUCCUUGGCUCCACAACCGACUCCGCCCCAGCAAACUUCGAUGUUUUCGCCGCCCCCUCAGCAACCGCCGCAGAAAGCUGCAGACCCUUUUGCUGCUCUCGCAUCCCCCCGGACUGCAUCCCCCUUCCAGUUCCAGCAAUCCGUUAAGCCCGCAGCAUCCCCGUCCAGUGCUCUCGUCGGCCUCGGAGGCACUUCAACCCCACCUCCCGCUGCUCCGGCACCAGCACCCGCAGUUAAUGAUGACGACGAGUGGAACUUUGCCUCGGCAUUGCCGGACCAACCGUCGACGCAAACCGUUAUUAACACCAGCAUAAGAACUGAUUUCACCGUGUCGCGUCAAAGUGAUGAUGUCAUCCACAUCCAUGCGGCCAUAUCAAAUAACAUGCCCACACCCGUUUCUGAGCUUACAAUGCAGCUAGCCGUCACAAGGGGCUAUACUUUGAAGCUGGAGCCCCAGUCUGGCAGGCUAUUGCAGCCCAACCAGCAGAAUGGCAUCACGCAGAACAUCCAUCUGCAUGGCGUCCAACGCGGACAGGGUGCGGCUGUCAAGAUGCGCUGGAGGGCCAGCUACAUUCUCGGCUCAGAGCGCAAGGAGGAACAGGGUGAGAUAUCGAGUCUGGGUGUGUCAUGA
Molecule: messenger RNA, 1965 nt
Organism: Diplodia corticola
Lineage: Eukaryota; Fungi; Ascomycota; Dothideomycetes; Botryosphaeriales; Botryosphaeriaceae
Product: vhs domain-containing protein
Exons: 5
Coding region: 1-1965 (654 amino acids)
Biological process (GO): Golgi to vacuole transport; protein transport to vacuole involved in ubiquitin-dependent protein catabolic process via the multivesicular body sorting pathway; Golgi to endosome transport
Cellular component (GO): trans-Golgi network
Molecular function (GO): ubiquitin binding; phosphatidylinositol binding
Source: RefSeq, a predicted model, not a curated record